AUGAACCAAACCGAAAUCUCCACCGGCGAUACUAAUUCCAAACCGGCCAAAACCGGAUCAGUUUCCAUCGUACCGGAGUGGAUAACCGAGACGAUCAAUGGUGGAUCUUUCCCCGUCGUCGAUCCCAACACCGGAUCCAAUGGCUGGACAACUCCUCCCGGCGACGUUUUCCCUCUCCGCUCCGUCAAAUAUUUCGCAAACAAACAGAAAUCUCCCGGCGGAGACUACCUCCUCUCUCCCGCCGGCGUUGACUGGCUGAAAUCCACCGCAAAACUCGACAACGUCCUCUCUCGUCCCGACAACCGUGUAACCCACGCGCUAAGAAAAGCCCAGACUCGCGGCGAAUCCCUAAAUAGCUUCAUAUUCGCUGUAAAUUUCCAGGUCCCGACUAAAGAACCGUACAGCUUAGUGUCCUACUUCACGACGGAAGAUCCGAUUCCUCGCGAUUCGUUGCUCCACCGGUUGAUAAACGGAGACGAAGACUCGUUCCGUAACCAGAGAUUCAAAUUAGUGAGCCACGUGGCGAAAGGUCCUUGGGUUGUAAAAGCUGCGGCCGGGAAAUUUGGGGCCUUGGUUUUGGGUAAGAACGUGAGGUGUAACUACCAUAGAGGAUCUAACUACUUUGAGAUCGAUGUCGAUUUAAGCAGCUCGGCGAUCUUGGCAGCGACUGUACGGCUUGUGUUGGGGCACGCUUCGAGCGUGACGUUGGAUUUUGGUUUCGUUGUGGAGGCGCAAACAGAGGAUGAGCUGCCGGAGAAACUGAUCGGAGCUGUUAGGCUUUCUCAGAUUGACUUAGUGUCGGUGUUUACGGUCGUCGUCGACGCUCAGAAGACUCUUCAACCGUGUAGAAUGAUGGGUUCGGCGAAAGGGAAUCAACACGACGAUGAAGACGACAAGGUUUGA
Molecule: messenger RNA, 903 nt
Organism: Arabis nemorensis
Lineage: Eukaryota; Viridiplantae; Streptophyta; Magnoliopsida; Brassicales; Brassicaceae
Source: the annotation of a GenBank genome assembly